Homo sapiens (human) is the source of this 1446-nucleotide messenger RNA. RefSeq names its product translational activator of cytochrome c oxidase I (gene TACO1). The transcript is spliced from 5 exons. Gene Ontology annotation, biological process: regulation of mitochondrial translation. The record is from RefSeq and is marked reviewed. Gene Ontology annotation, cellular component: mitochondrion. Gene Ontology annotation, molecular function: mRNA binding; rRNA binding; mitochondrial ribosome binding. NCBI's taxonomy places the organism in Eukaryota, Metazoa, Chordata, Mammalia, Primates, Hominidae. The coding region runs from base 190 to 1083 and encodes 297 amino acids.
AGUCCCGGGUGCCGCGGGGACAGUGUAGGGUCAUUAGCUGUUGAGCCGCCCCGGGCGGGCCCAAGCCUUUGGAUCUCAGGUGACCGGCACAGGCGGCCGCGGGGUCCGGAACUGCUUGUUCCGGCAGUGGAAGAGACGCGCCGGCGUUGGCCGCUGCUGCUAGCAGCUUGAACCCCAGGGUCGGGACCGAUGUCGGCUUGGGCUGCUGCCAGCCUAAGCAGGGCCGCUGCCCGAUGCUUGCUGGCACGAGGCCCCGGGGUCAGGGCGGCUCCUCCGCGCGACCCCCGGCCCUCCCACCCCGAGCCCCGGGGCUGCGGUGCCGCUCCGGGCAGGACGCUGCACUUUACCGCGGCUGUCCCCGCCGGGCACAACAAGUGGUCCAAAGUCAGGCACAUCAAGGGUCCGAAGGACGUCGAAAGGAGUCGCAUCUUCUCCAAACUCUGUUUGAACAUCCGCCUGGCAGUGAAAGAAGGAGGCCCCAACCCUGAGCACAACAGCAACCUGGCCAAUAUCUUAGAGGUGUGUCGCAGCAAACAUAUGCCCAAGUCAACGAUUGAGACAGCACUGAAAAUGGAGAAAUCCAAGGACACUUAUUUGCUGUAUGAGGGUCGAGGCCCUGGUGGCUCUUCUCUGCUCAUCGAGGCAUUAUCUAACAGUAGCCACAAGUGCCAAGCAGACAUUAGACAUAUCCUGAAUAAGAAUGGAGGAGUGAUGGCUGUAGGAGCUCGUCACUCUUUUGACAAAAAGGGGGUGAUUGUGGUUGAAGUGGAGGACAGAGAGAAGAAGGCUGUGAACCUAGAGCGUGCCCUGGAGAUGGCAAUCGAAGCAGGAGCUGAGGAUGUCAAGGAAACUGAAGAUGAAGAAGAAAGGAACGUUUUUAAAUUUAUUUGUGAUGCCUCUUCACUGCACCAAGUGAGGAAGAAGCUGGACUCCCUGGGCCUGUGUUCUGUGUCCUGUGCACUAGAGUUCAUCCCCAACUCAAAGGUGCAGCUGGCUGAGCCCGACCUGGAACAGGCCGCACAUCUCAUUCAGGCUCUCAGCAACCACGAGGAUGUGAUUCACGUCUAUGAUAACAUUGAAUAACCAGGCUACAUGUGCCCCCGGGUUCCUUCCUAGAAAUGUGGCAGCCCAUUCCAGCACACAGGCUUCUGCAGCAAUCUCUGAGGGUAAAGCCGGUGGGAGGCUCAGCAGGCCAGGAGGCCCAAGGACAGGACUUGCGACCUUGAAGCCAAAGGAAUCUCACUUGUGGGGCCUCCUUGUCAGCUCUGCUGCUGUCUCAGAGCCAUCUGGAUGAGUGUCCCGACACCCUCUCGGAUGCAGGGCAGGACCACCCAGCUGGUCAGACUCUGAUGUUGGGUAGCUGGCCUCUGUGGGGAUUGUAAGUGCCCUGAGGCGCUCUGUACUAGAAACUGCUCUUAAUAAUAACGGUGAUUAUUGGUUGCUGCA